UGCGCCUGAGGCUAAGCCGAAUUAAGCAUCGACCCCUCCAUGCGCCUAGCUUGAUUGGCAGUGCGGAUGGGCGACGUCAGUCGGCGCGAGGCCACUCUUGCGACUCCCAGUCGAGGCGAGGCCUUGAGUCAAUCGGGGUGUGAAGUCUUACCGCGUUCUAUGUCGCAUCGUUCCGUGGACCAGACAUCCGCCGAGCCCAUCGCAUCCCCCGCCAGACAUGCCGGAUGUUUCUCAAGCAAAUCGACCUGACGACUGCCCUUCGGCCCUCGUACCUUGCGGAUGAAGUGCUCCUCUGCCUCCAGGACAAUGUGGGGCUCUACGAGGGAAAGUACAAGCUGCCCAAGCAGCAGGACGGCCAAGUCUACCUGACGUCGCACCGUAUAUGCUAUGUCGACAAGGCUGAGCCCAGGAAGCACUCGGUCGCCCUGGACCUAAAGGAUGUGGAACGCUACGAGUUCUAUGCCGGCUUUCUGAAAUCCUCGGCAAAGAUCACACUGGUGCCAAAGCCGAGUAAGCGCCGCUCGACCCUACAGCCGCGAUCGCGGGCGCGGUCCUCCGGCUCGCCCCUGCGCAACGGCGCGUCGCCGCCCGCGUCCCGGCCCGAUGGCGCUGCGAGAGGCGGCGUGGCGGGACCCCCGGCGACGAGCACGGCAACCUGGGUAUGCACUAUCUGUAGCUUCUCGAACCCAGUGCCCUCCAACUUCGACCCGGCGACCGCAAACGCGCAUACUCCAUUACCGCCAUGUCUGGCUUGCGGUAUCAAACCCGCCCUGACGCACGUACUGAAGGCGGCCAUCUCCAACGCCACAAGCCGGCCUCCUCUCUCGGUACCACUCCCGCUCCGCCCGCAGGCACAGACGGUUGUUAGCCACGGCUAUGGGGAUGAUACUUCCAAUAGCAGUCGUGGUGGUUCUGCUACAACUUCUAGCGAGGAGGCUUCCUUCCAGUGCCCAAGGUGCACCUUUCUGAACCACCCGUCGCUGAUGUCUUGUGAGAUCUGCGGAGCACCGUUGGUCUCGCAGGAUGUGCCUGCUCAGUUGACCGCCGUUGAGCCUAGAACCGAAUCGCCCGGACUGUUUCUGACUCCUGUGGGAAACCACCCUGGGGUGGAAAACCCAGAGAGCGUCAAGCUAUCCUUCAGAGGUGGAGGAGAGAAGGUGUUUUACGAGCGCCUCAAAGGGUCCAUGACACAGCGCAAAUGGCUUCUACAAGACGCGCCGCCAAUACCCAGGUCAAUGCAUAGCACCGGCGACGGGGAUGCGGGUUCGCCCUCACGAUCCACGCCUGGGGCCGACCGCGUCAGAACUGCUGGAAUCGCGGGGCUGGAGAAACGUGGCCUCGAGAUGCGAAAGAACAACGAGAUGGUCAUCGGCAGCGCCUUUGAAGAUCUUGAGGCCCUGAUGGCUUCGGCCAAGGAGAUUGUGGCUCUUGCCGAGACGUUUGCCCGCCAGGUCAACAACAGCGGCGGGCCCGGAUCAUCUGAGGCAAGCAGACUUCUUGCCGAGUCUGCCAGCCAAUUGGGCCUGGUGACAACCAAGGAUGUCGUUGGAGGCAACAGUUCCGAGUCGUUGUACAUCUCGGAGCUGGCAAGAAACCUGGCCGAGUUUCUCACGGAUGACUCCCGGGGGAUCUUGAAGCGAUCAGGAGGCAUCAUCAGCCUUGUAGACCUAUGGGCAAUGUUCAACCGCGCACGGGGCGGCGUAGAACUGGUCAGUCCCAUGGACCUUGAGAAGGCUGUGCGGCAGUGGGAGAAGCUGCAGCUUCCGGUUCGACUGCGCACCUUCAAAAGUGGCGUCAUGGUCGCGCAGGGCGCUGACAGAACCGACGAGAGCACCGUCAAAACUGUCCUGGCGUGGAUGAAGGACCUCCAUGAGUUUCCUCCGGAUAGGGAGGUCGCCUGGAACUGGCACGAGUUUGGCCGGGGCGUGACUGCACAGGACGCGGCCGAGCGCUUCGGGUGGAGCAUCGGCGUGGCCGAGGAGGAGCUGGAAAUGGCCGAGGAGCGUGGCGUGCUGUGUCGCGAGGAGGGAAUCGAGGGCCUCAAGUUCUGGGAGAAUUUUAUCGACACGGGUGAGGGUCUCAGUCCUGCACAGCUCGAAGCCAAGGAGGCAAAGGAGGCCCAGGCGGUCAUGUAUAGGGCUCUGAAGGAUACAGGUCUUAUUUGAGUGUUGGAUGCUAUGGGGCUAUACACAAGCCGAUGUCUCGUUGAGAGUUGGAAUAAGAACAAACCACGAUGGGAGAUUCGAAUGCCAGGAAUCCGAGCGACAACAGUUGUAUUUCCCGGUACCUGUUCAGUUCAUGUGGCAUGAUUCUUUCUUCUCUAUCAAAAGUCUACUCGUUGAUGGCUCUAACAAUCAAACCUAUGGGUAUCCGACGACGGAAUCUGAGAAAGCAAGGAGCAAUGCGAAGCUAAGC
Molecule: messenger RNA, 2415 nt
Organism: Gaeumannomyces tritici R3-111a-1
Lineage: Eukaryota; Fungi; Ascomycota; Sordariomycetes; Magnaporthales; Magnaporthaceae
Product: vacuolar protein-sorting-associated protein 36
Exons: 3
Coding region: 225-2165 (646 amino acids)
Biological process (GO): protein transport to vacuole involved in ubiquitin-dependent protein catabolic process via the multivesicular body sorting pathway
Cellular component (GO): ESCRT II complex; late endosome membrane
Molecular function (GO): phosphatidylinositol-3-phosphate binding; ubiquitin binding
Source: RefSeq, a predicted model, not a curated record